ACUGUCUUGAGUUCUUCUUCAGUUGCCAGUUUUCAGCCUCCUCAUGCCUCCGUCUCCUUUAGACGACAGGGUAGUAGUGGCACUGUCUAGGCCCGUCCGACCUCAGGAUCUCAACCUUUGUUUAGACUCUAGCUACCUUGGCUCUGCCGCCCCAGGCAGUAACGGCCACCCUCCUGUCAUUGCCACCACCGUCGUAUCCCUCAAGGCUGCGAAUCUGACGUAUAUGCCCUCAUCCAGCGGCUCUGCCCGCUCCCUGAAUUGUGGAUGCAGCAGCGCCAGCUGCUGUACUGUGGCAACCUACGACAAGGACAGUCAGGCCCAAACCCAAGCCAUCGCCGCUGGCACCGCCACCACCACCAUCGGAACCUCUCCCGCCUGCCCUGCCAACCAGAUGGUCAACAGCAAUGAGAACGCAGGCCCUUUAAGUCCAUCAGGUGGGGUGGGCAGCCCUGUGGCAGGGACCCCCAAGCAGCUAGCCAGCAUCAAAAUAAUCUACCCCAAUGACUUGGCGAAGAAGAUGACCAAAUGCAGCAAGAGUCACCUGCCGAGCCAGGGCCCCGUCAUCAUUGACUGCAGGCCCUUCAUGGAGUACAACAAAAGUCACAUCCAAGGAGCUGUCCACAUUAACUGUGCCGAUAAGAUCAGCCGGCGGAGACUGCAGCAGGGCAAGAUCACUGUCUUAGACUUGAUUUCCUGUAGGGAAGGCAAGGACUCUUUCAAGAGGAUCUUUUCCAAAGAAAUUAUAGUUUAUGAUGAGAAUACCAAUGAGCCGAGCCGAGUGAUGCCCUCCCAGCCACUUCACAUAGUCCUCGAGUCCCUGAAGAGAGAAGGCAAAGAACCUCUGGUGUUGAAAGGUGGACUUAGCAGUUUUAAGCAGAACCAUGAAAACCUCUGUGACAACUCCCUCCAGCUCCAAGAGUGCCGCGAGGCGGGGGGCGGCGCGUCUGCGGCCUCGAGCGUGCUACCUCAGUCCAUCCCCACCACCCCUGACAUCGAGAAUGCAGAGCUGACGCCCAUCUUGCCCUUCCUGUUCCUCGGCAACGAGCAGGACGCUCAGGACCUGGACACGAUGCAGCGGCUGAACAUCGGCUACGUCAUCAACGUCACCACUCACCUGCCCCUCUACCACUAUGAGAAAGGCCUGUUCAACUACAAGAGGCUGCCAGCGACCGACAGCAACAAGCAGAACCUGAGGCAGUACUUUGAAGAGGCUUUUGAAUUCAUCGAGGAAGCUCACCAGUGUGGGAAGGGGCUUCUCAUCCAUUGCCAAGCCGGGGUGUCCCGUUCUGCCACCAUCGUCAUCGCUUACUUGAUGAAGCACACUCGGAUGACCAUGACUGAUGCUUAUAAAUUUGUCAAAGGCAAACGACCAAUUAUUUCCCCAAACCUUAACUUCAUGGGGCAAUUACUGGAGUUUGAGGAAGACCUGAACAACGGUGUGACACCGCGAAUCCUUACACCAAAGCUGAUGGGCGUGGAAACGGUCGUCUGACGAAAGUUUGGAUGGAAAGGAUUACUCGUCUCCAUUAAGAGACGAAGAGAAAGAAGGAUGGAUUCUUUCUUUUUUUUCUUUUUCUUUCUUCCUUCCUUCUUUUUUUUUAGAUGGGGGUCAAGUUUGUGAAUGGAAACAAAACUUGUUUAAAACUUUUUAUUUUUAACAAGUGUGAGAAGAAUUUAUCUUUUGAUGCCGUUGAGAUUUCCUUCCCAUGAACUGAUAAAGCAGGGAGGCUAAAGGAGUCAUUUUUUUAAGCCAACAAUAAAAAUAUAAUAAAACUUGUUUCUUCCCCCCUUUUCCUUUUAAGCUAUUUGUAGCGUUUAUGAUUGAAUAGUCUGUGCAGGUUCAUAGACCGAAGAUACUACAACUUAAACAAAUUCAAAAGAACCAAAAGUAAGAGGCAGAAAAGACACUGAAUCACGAAGGCCCGAGAGCUGCCCGGGCCAUCUACACAGGAAACAAAAACAUAACCAAACCAAGCCCUGUUGUGCUCACUGGUGCAAAGAGAAAAUCAGGGCAGCUUAAGUGGUCUAAGAACCCUUCACAUUCUUUAAAGAGACAAAAGAUUACUGUUGAUUUUGUGUGUUUCAUUCUCUGGAUUAUUUUCCCCCCCUCUUUGGGUUUAAGAGAAUUUUUUGAAAUAGCGAGGAACUGACCAUUAUACCAUAUGCCUUCACUGGCUUCUUGUGCAAUAAUACGGUGUUUUGAGUGUGCAAACAAGUUAGAGCUGGCAGCCGAAUAAUAGACAAAUAGUGCAAAUUUGCCAGCUUGGAGAUAAAAAGGAAUUCAAUAAAAAUCAAUUACUUUCCUUCCCACCUUUUUCCUUUAAUUUUUUUUUUUUUUUGAUUUGAUUCUGGUUAUAGUGCCAUAAACCUUGUUACAUAUGUAUAUCAGAAUGUAAAAAAAAAAAAAGACAAAAAUUUAUUUAAAAAUAUUUUUCGAAAAAAAAACCCCAACUUGAUGUGUUUCUGUUGAUUGUGUAAAAAUUUAUUUUCAUUAUAUAAAUGAAACUCAUUUUGGGAUGUGUCUUUUUUCCUCCUCUCUUCCUCAACUCAGGUUCAAGCAUCUCUUACCUCUGGUAACUUGUACAUGUAACAUACUUGGAAAUACACACAUUUUUAUAGGGGAAAGAGAUGAGGAAGGGAAAAUAUUCUCCGUUCGGAGUGCUACACGGAAAAAAUUAGCAAGGAAACCAAAGAGCUCCGGUUAUCAAUCUGCCCAGUGAUGAUCCCCUCUGUUCUCACAGCCCUCUACCCUCUUAUGCAAAUGCAGUUUUCCGCUUAGGGAAAACCCCAGGUGACGUCACCUUAGAGGGAGAAGGGGAGUUCUACCCCAGGCUACCCCAGCCUACCCCAGCCUUUUAUUAUUAUUAUUAUUUUUAUAUUAUGUUAGUCACCAUACAGUACAUCCCUGGUUUUUGAUAAAGUUCCAUGAUUCAUUAGUUGCGUAUAACACCCAGUGCACCAUGCAAUACGUGUCCUCCUUACUACCCAUCACCAGCCUCUCCCAUUCCCCCACCCCCCUCUACCCCAGCUUUGAGCUCUGGUGAUGAGGUCGUUGCCAGAUUGAUUGGUUAGAAUUCUGUGACCUUUCCGGUGGCUGGCUAUUUGCCAUUUAGGGGUCUUGACGAUCCCUCCCCUGCCCCCUUGCCACUCCUCUUGCCACUUGCUCACUUGACAUCUUUUGGUAACAUUAAGCACGGAGAGGAGAGAGCAAGGCAGCAAAUCGACCUCAGCACCAUGAGUACAACUUUCCUAUCACACUUGAUUAAUACAUAGCUGCUGUUCCGUGGAUUCCCAGUGCGCAGAAAAGAGGACAUGGGGGUAAGGGAAGAACAUGAUGUCAGUGUUUUCUACGUUUUAUUAAAAUACAUGUCUAGAGGGACUUGGCCAAGGGGAAGAUUCACAGCGAAUUGAAAUUUGCCUGGGGUGAGUAACAGAAUUGAAGAGUUUGGGCAUGUCCAGUUCUAGACGACUACAUUUGACCUAUUUUUGUAGGCAUUGCUUAGAACUGCUAUAACAGUAUUUUUUCACAUUUAUUUUUUUAAAAUAGCCUUUCUACUAGAAGUGAGAAAAGUGAAGACUGAACUUAACAGGAAUUAACUGAGAGCUGUUUGAAUUAUUUUUAUGACAAAGAGCUAAUCAGGUGAAAAGGAAAUUUCUCUUACGGUGUUUUCUAUUCUUCAGACUAACAAUUGCCUUGGUGCUAGAGCAUAUGUAAGAAGUCAAGUUGUUACAUGAUUAGUGAUUUAAAAUAUUUUAAAAAAAUGAAAAAAAUAAAAUACAUGUGAUUUA
Molecule: messenger RNA, 3789 nt
Organism: Ailuropoda melanoleuca (giant panda)
Lineage: Eukaryota; Metazoa; Chordata; Mammalia; Carnivora; Ursidae
Gene: DUSP10
Product: dual specificity phosphatase 10
Exons: 3
Coding region: 44-1492 (482 amino acids)
Biological process (GO): negative regulation of JUN kinase activity; peptidyl-tyrosine dephosphorylation
Cellular component (GO): cytoplasm; cytosol
Molecular function (GO): protein tyrosine/threonine phosphatase activity; MAP kinase tyrosine/serine/threonine phosphatase activity; MAP kinase tyrosine phosphatase activity
Source: RefSeq, a predicted model, not a curated record